AUAUAUAUUGUAAAAUACAAUACUUCCUUCACAUACGACCACAGGACGUUGAAAACAAGGCUUCCCGUUCGCUCAGCCCUAUUUAAGCAACGUACCGGCGGACUAGUAGUUAGGUGGGUGACCACUAGCGAAUCCCCGCUGUUGUAUGUUUUUGCCACAAAUUUGCUCUCUGACACUGCUCGAAUGCAGUGGCGAAUUACUGGCAGACUGUUGUUGCUUCCUGCCGAUAGCUGGCGCCCGUUACUGCAAAAAGGAUCGAGCUAGACGACAAUCCGUGUAUAGUCUUGGGGAUAGCCAUCCAUCCUCACUCGACUUUUUGAUUCAUGUAGCUACGCCAACGAUGCUUCCCAUCUACCAAAGGCCAGAACUCCAAAAACUCCUUUGCCAUGCUAUUGAUGAUUGGUAUUACUAAGGCAUCGUGAAGUCUUGUGUCAUGAAGCACAUCUUCCCAU
This is a messenger RNA of Macroventuria anomochaeta, 452 nucleotides long. RefSeq lists its product as uncharacterized. NCBI's taxonomy places the organism in Eukaryota, Fungi, Ascomycota, Dothideomycetes, Pleosporales, Didymellaceae. The transcript has a single exon. Bases 146 to 412 code for a protein of 88 amino acids. The record is from RefSeq and is a predicted model, not a curated record.